Protopolystoma xenopodis is the source of this 549-nucleotide messenger RNA. The record is from the annotation of a GenBank genome assembly. NCBI's taxonomy places the organism in Eukaryota, Metazoa, Platyhelminthes, Monogenea, Polystomatidea, Polystomatidae.
GAUCAAAUCAAACGAGCACGUCUAGCUUCCUCUGCUAAUCUUAUCAUGAUUAUUUCCAACUUCUUAAUGUACCAAGUCCAUGGCUCGACUAUGGCAGAGGAGGCUAGGCUAGAGCCCUCACCUUAUGACACCUGCAACGGGACUCAUUACAUAUGCCCAUCAAGCAGAAGGCCGAUUGCCAGGGCAUUCCUCUGCGAUGGAGACGUUGACUGUAUGGAGGAUCAGGCGGAUGAAACGAAUUGCGGUGGACCCCAUGUUGUGGAGCCAAGUCGAGUGGAACAUCGUCUCGGACUGGAAGGUGGGCAGCUGACGCUACGCUGUGUAGUCCAGGGCUACCCGCCGGCGACUAUCAACUGGCGUUACAAUUGGGGCUAUCUACCUGAUGGUCUGGCCUAUCGCACCAACACGACUAUGAUCAACUGCAACCUGGUCAUUAGCGAACUUACACUCACCAAACUGGACGGUAGCGCCAGCGGCAUGUAUACGUGCGAAGCGGUUGGCAAGCAACGUGUUCUGGCGCCAGAUUUCACUGUGAAUGUCGCAACCUGA